Sesamum indicum (sesame) is the source of this 2782-nucleotide messenger RNA. The record is from RefSeq and is a predicted model, not a curated record. Lineage: Eukaryota; Viridiplantae; Streptophyta; Magnoliopsida; Lamiales; Pedaliaceae.
GGGGUACCUAUGGUUGAGUGACACGACAAAUAUCUGGGUCUGCCGGCUAUAGCCAGGGGUUCAAGAGGUGAGUUGUUCCGAGCAAUAAAGGAUUGCAUGUGGGGCCGCAUUCAGGGGUGGAACACUAAAUUAUUGUCACAGGCUAGGAAGAGAUGUGUUGAUCAAAGUAGUGCUGCAGUCUAUUCAUACAUACGUCAUGUCAUGCUUUCUGCUACCAGAUUACUUGCUUCACGAAAUUGAGAUGAUAAUAGGGAAUUUUUGGUGGCAUAACCAGGGUUAACACCAAACUCAUUGGGUUGGGGUAGACGAGAUUAUGUCAAUUGAGGGAGAGUGAGGACUUGGUUUUAAGGAAAUGGAGGCAUUUAAUGGGGCAUUGUUGGCAAAGCAAGGAUGGAGAUUAAUUACAUGACUUAUUGCCUUGCUGAGUCAAAUUUUCAAAGCCAAGUAUUUCCUAGAGGGAACUUUUUUAACUGCUCGGGUAGGGGCACGACCUUCGUUUACUUGGUGGAGUAUAUCAGGCGCCCGGGAUUUGCUACUACGAGGAUGUCAAUGGAGAAUACGAUUGGGACACGACGUGCGCAUAUGGUGGGACAGAUGGGUGCCACAGCCUUCCGACUUUCGCAUUACAUCAGUGCUGAGGCUACUAUCACCGAAGGCGUGUCUCGCUGAGCUUAUUAACACUCCUCUGGGCUGCUGGAAGCAUGACUUAAUACGGCAGGUGUUUGAAGCCGAUGAGGUAUAACUGAUUCAAAGUAUUCCCUUAACGUAUAUGGAGAGACUGGAUGCGCUUAUUUGGCAUUACACUAGUAAAGGACAAUUUUCAGUACAGAGUGCCUAUCACCUUGAAUUGAGAAACAACUAGUAGAUGCUGCUCUCAACUUCUAACAGUUCCCACAUCAAUCCAAUGGAAUUAUAUUUGUUAUGAUGUGUGUUACAGAUUACAAAGCAACGCAGAAAUACAGAGCAGAAACAGAGAUGCAGCUUGAAGAUGAUGCUCACUCUGCUGCCAACUAACCACUGACCUGGAGCUAUGUUGGCUACACCCAUUUCUAUGUUCUCUGUUUUUGUAAAACACGUUUUUUUUUAUUAGUUAGUUUUACGCUUCUUCCAGUUGUAAGUUUGUUAGUAGUGUUUGUUUUAAGUUUUGUUAUGCAUCCUCUGUAUAUAUAUAUCCUCUGUACCAAAUUUCUUCUUUGAAUCAAUGAGAACAAACCAUAGAAUUCUCCCAAUUCUGAGAAUGACCAUGGCAUACAGUUCACACUCUGAAAACCUACAUGGUAUCAGAGCCUUCUUUUGAAGGUCUCUGGAUACGAAUCCUUGAUUUUACAACCUUGAAUCAACAUGACAGAGGUGAACAGAGGAAGCAGACAUUCAACCCCGUUGGAGAUGGAGACUGGAGAGACUGGGAGACAUUCUAUUCCAGAGACACUGCAACUACACAGCUCAGACCACCCAGGUAUGAUUCUCGUGAGCACGAUGCUCACAAAGAGCAAUUAUCUGACUUGGAGUUAUGUGGUGAAAAGAGCUCUACGAGCUAAGAUGAAGUUAGGAUUUAUAGAUGGUACAUCAGCAAAACCAUGUGUGACAGAUCCUCAUUUUGAGCAAUGGAUACGGGUAGAUAGUAUGGUAAUGACUUGGAUACUUAAUUGCAUUUCAAAAGAAAUCGUAGGAAGUUUUAUGUAUGCAAAAUCAGCUCGUACUCUGUGGUUGGAUUUAGAGGAGCGAUAUGGGGAGUGCAAUGGACUUCUCUUGUACCAAUUGCAGCGAGAGAUUGCAUCCUUGAUGCAGGGAAACAAAUCAGUGGUGGAAUACUUCUCGCGGCUGCGUAUGAUAUGGGAUGAAUUAGACGUGCUGAUGCCGGUAUCGCAGUGCACGUGUGGCUGCACUUGUGGAGCUUUCAAGGCAGCCGCUGAUCAAGCAGUUUUUACACGACUAAUACAAUUUCUUAUGGGGUUAAGUGAGACAUUCGAUCACUUGCGCGAUCAAUUACUCGUCAUGGAUCCAAUCCCCACGGUGAACAAGGCGUACUCUAUGAUUUUAAGGGUGGAGAAACAGAGAGAAGUUAGCAUGGAAGGGACAGAACACGUUGACAACUUGGCUAUGCAAGUGAGGGGAGGGGGCAGGAAGGAAUUCACACCGAGGCAACAGAGAAAUUAUACAGACAAAAGAGGCUUACACUGCAGCAACUGUGAUCGUCCGGGACACACGAGGGACACGUGCUUUAAGCUCCAUGGAACCCCCGAAUGGUACAAGGAAUUAAUGGAGAAAAGAAAGCGAGAAACAGGUGCUGUGAAGGCUUAUGUUGCACAGUCAGAUGAUAAAGGCUGCAGUCGAUCUAAAGAACAUAACCAGGAGAAUUUGUUGCAAGAACUGAUACGGCUUAUGAAAAAGGAAGGGAUUCAUGCACGAACACCUGGUGAUCCACUGCAAAUCAGCCACACACAACUUGAUAAUUUUGCUGGACCGGACGACUAACAAAGUGAUAGCCAUAGGGAAGCGCUGCAACAAUCUAUAUGUACUGGAUAAAUCAUCUUUUGAUCCUUCUGUCACAACAUCCUUAAAUUCUGUCAUUGAUACUUCUUGUAAUGUCGCAGCUACUUGCAAUACUACACUAUGGCAUAGGCGGCUCGGACACCCCUCUUUGGUUGCUUUAAUGCAUUUACCUAGUGUUGUUAGUGUUAGUAAUACAAUUGAUCCAUGUGGCGUAUGUCCUCUCGCAAAACAGAGUCGCUUACCAUUUCCUUCUUCAGAAAUAAAAACCACACAAACCUUUGAGUUACUA